GGGAAUCAUUUUAUUUGUGUGUAUUUAUUUGUGUGUCCUUGGGCCCCUUGACAUUUAUGACCCCCCGAUCAAGCCACGCCCAAGGACUUGCGCCGCGUGUACCGCGGCACGAGCGCGAGCGGGGAGCUGGUGCUGCAGGCGGACGUGCCCGGGUCCGUGCCCGAGGCCUUCGCGCUGGUCUGCGAGGCACCUUGCGGCUGGGCAUGCCAGGGUGCCAAGGGCUACGUCGCCUCCGUCUCGCAGCGCUGGUGGGGCAAGGCUUCGGCAACAGCAUGAUCCAGAGGCGCAUGCAGUUCGCUCGCAGGGAAAAUGGGUCCUGCUGCCUGACCGAGGCUGAGAUGGCUAAGAAGCUCGGGUCCGAAAAAGAGGGGACGCGGCCCGAGGUGAGCGACGUGGCUUUCUCUGUGGACGGCAAAGCCGUGCCCCAGGAGCACCUGGUGGAGCUCCACAAACGCCUCUUUGCGCAGGCUAGUGGCUCGUACUGCCCAGGCUGCAAGGGCGCUGGUGACUUGUGCCAGCCCAUCGGCCCGCUCGGGCCUGGGCGCCACCUGGUCGGCCUCCGCGUCGAGCCGCGCACUUUCCAGUCCUCCGACAUGGCCGUGGAGGUGCUGCAGCUGCUGCUGGUUGCGGAGGCGCGGUGACCCAGCGCCGUGCGGCUCCGAGCCAUCGGCUGGCUCCGCGGCCCUGUCUGGAUGCUUCAAGCUCCCAGCUCCCGGCUUCCCCCCGAGGGAGCGGCCGCCACCAGACUCGGACAGUUUUCGACCAAGAGCAGCGGAAAGAGAGA
Messenger RNA from Prorocentrum cordatum, 784 nucleotides. The record is from the annotation of a GenBank genome assembly. Lineage: Eukaryota; Dinophyceae; Prorocentrales; Prorocentraceae.